UCUGAGGUAUGGCGCCUGCGGUUGCCGGUUGCUGAUGAGGCCGGCAGAUCGUUGAAAGCGCCUCAGAAGAAUCGAGGAAAUCUGAGGACGCGGGACUGGAUCAGCUUCAAUAUGCCUGUUUACUGCAACAGUUGUGGAAAGAAGGCAGCAGUCCUUAGGCGUCCCAAAACAGGGCAUUCUCUUUGCAAAGAAUGCUUUUUCUGGGCUUUUGAAGAGGAGAUUCAUCAGACAAUCAUAUCUGCAAAGCUUUUCCAGAAGGGAGAGACUAUUGGAAUUGGGGCUUCUGGUGGGAAGGACUCAACUGUUUUGGCUCAUAUUUUGAAAGUCUUAAAUGAUCGAUAUAAUUAUGGGUUAAAUCUGAUGUUGCUUUCUGUGGACGAAGGUAUUAGUGGCUAUCGUGAUGACUCCUUAGAGACGGUAAAGAGAAACCAGCAACAGUAUGAUCUGCCACUCAAGAUCAUUUCCUAUGAAGAGCUAUAUGGCUGGACAAUGGAUCAGAUUGUGAAGAAAGUUGGUUUGAAGAACAACUGCACAUUCUGCGGGGUCUUCAGACGGCAAGCUCUUGAUCGUGGUGCCAUGAUGCUGAAAGUGGACAAGGUCUGCACAGGUCACAAUGCAGAUGAUAUUGCUGAGACAGUCUUGAUGAAUUUCCUGCGUGGAGAUAUUGCUCGCCUACGUCGCUGUACUGCGAUUACUACAGGUAGUGAAGGGGCAAUUCCUCGUUGCAAACCACUCAAGUAUGCUUAUGAGAAAGAGAUUGUGCUGUAUGCUUACUUCAAGAAACUGGACUACUUCUCCACUGAAUGUGUGUAUUCUCCUAAUGCAUAUCGGGGCUAUGCCCGUACUUUCCUGAAAGACCUGGAGUCAAUCCGACCAAGUGCUAUUAUGGAUGUGAUUCACUCUGGUGAAAACCUCUCUGUGAAAGAGGAUGUGAAGAUGCCCAAGCAGGGCACUUGUGUACGCUGUGGUUACAUUUCUAGCCAAGGGCUCUGCAAGGCUUGUGUUCUUUUGGAGGGGCUGAACCGUGGGCUUCCCAAACUUGGUAUUGGCAAGCAUGCAAAAUUGCAUAGCCGACUUCUAAACAAAGAACCACUCACUGAAGCAGAGAAGAAGAAGUUAAGAGUAGUUGAUUUAUGAAUACUUGCAGCUACUUUGACAUCUAGGUUUAAGUUAUAUAUCUUGGCCAAAGCUGCCUUAAAGUGUUAAGUGGCCAUUUUCUGAUGAAGGUGCUUUUACCAAUCUGAAUAGAAUUGCUGGCACGAAGCAUUUUUAUCAUGUUCAUGUCUGCCAGCAUAGCAAUAUUAUGAAGUAACAUUUAAAUUAAGUUAAAUUGCAAGGACAGUGAAUUUAUCGUUAAAACAUUUGGAGUAAUCUUUGUAAGAGAGGUGGAAUCUGCUGCUGAGGACCCAACACCAAUCUGUUCUUUACCUAAAAUUCUUACAAUGGAACAGUAAAACUAAUGUACAGGGUUUCUUUUUUUGAAAAGCAGAGAUUUUUGAGUAUUAGAUAAAGGUCAAGUGCAAUAGUUGAUCCAUAGGUAAUGUAUGAUUUGCACCAUGUUAAGAAAAUCUGUGUUUAUGAAUGCCUUUGUAUAUCAAGUUUAAGGUAAUUAAAGGAAGAAAAAAAUAUAUAACCGAGAUGAUGAAAUUUCCUCUUCUAGGAAGAGAAUUCUAUUUAAACUUGGUUAAUCUGAAUGUUGUUCCUGUUUUAGUAAAACCAGAACGUUAAUCUCUUUGGUUUUGGUUUAGGUAGAAUGGAGUUUGCAGAUUUGCUCAGAGGUGGAACUAUAAAUCGUAUAGUUGGUGGGGAAAAGAACCCAGAACAAAUAGUGCCAUGAAGUUAGAUAUGGCCCUUGUGGCUAAAUGGAUCAGGGGGUAUGGAGAGAAAACAGGUACAGUUCUGAGUUGGAUGAUCAUCCAUGAUCAUACUGAAUGGCAGUGCAAGCUCAAAGGGCCGAAUGGCCUACUCCUGCACCUAUUUUCUAUGUUUCUAUGUUUUUUUUCUAUGACUACUGGUACCCAGGGUGCCUAACGUUAGCAUUUGUUCUUCUAAAAAAAAUGGCUCAAAGAUUACACUGUUGGCACUAAGAUCCUUCACCUUGCUGAGAUUUGUGGUUAGAUUUAUAGAACCCUACAGCACAGUCUCUGAGCCUUCAGCUCAAAUAGUCCAUGCCAAACCAUCAAUUUGCCUAGUUCCAUUGAUUUGCACUGGGACCAUAGCCCUCCAUACACCUCCCAUCCAUGUACCUCUCCAAAUUUUUCUUAAAUGUUGAAAUCGGCCCAGCAUCCACCAUUUGUGCUGAAAGCUUAUUCCACAUUCUCACCAUCCUCUGAGUGAAGGAGUUUCCCCUCAUGUUCCCUUAAACAUUUCAACUUCCACAUUUAAUCCAUGACCUUUAGUUCUAGUCUCACCCAAUCUCAAUGGAAAAAGCCUACUUGUAUUUACCCAAUCUAUACCCCUCAUAAUUUUGUAUAUCUGUAUCAAGUCUCACGUCCAUCUUCCAGUCAGAGAGGCAACCAUCUACAACUCUCUGGCUUCUUCCGCAAAGCCAAUGUCUAAUCCAAUUUACUAUCUCAUCUUGAAUUCCAAGUGACUGAACCUACUUGACCAACCUCCCAUGCAGGACUUUGUCAAAGGCCUUGCUAAAGCCCAUGUAGACAACAUUCACAGCCUUGCCUUCAUCAACUUUUCUGGUAACUUCCUCAUAGAAUACUAUAUGAUUGGUUAAACAUGACUUGCCGCGCAUAAAGCCAUGUUGACUAUCCCUAAUCAGUCCCUGUCUUUUCAAAUACUUGUAUACUCAGUCUUUUAGAAUACCUUCCAAUAACUUUGCCACAAUUGAUGUCAGGCUCAUUGGCCAAUAAUUUCCUGCAUAUUCUUAGAGCUUUUCUUAAGCAAUUGAACAACAUUAUCCUUCAGCAUCCCACCUGUGGCUAAGGAUGUUUUAGAUAUCUGCUAGAGCCCCUGCAGUUUCUGCACUAGUCUUCUGCAGGAUCUUGGGGAGACACAUUGUCAGGCCUUGUGGAUUUAUCCACUCUAAUUUGUCUCGAAACAGCAGACUCCUCUCUGAAAUCGGUAUAGGGUCCAUGACCUCACUGCUGUAAUUGCCUCACAUCAAUAGACUUUGUGUCCAUUUCCAGAGUAAAUACAGAAUGCAAAAAAUUCAUUUAAGAUCACGCACAUCUGUUUUGGCUCCACACAUAGAUUACCACUCUGAUCUUUCAGAAGACCAAUUUUGUCCCCUACUGUCCUUCUAUUCUUAAUAUAUCUGUAAAAGCCUUUAGGAUUCUCCUUCAACUUGUCUGCUGGAGCAACCUCAUGUUUUCUUCUAGCCCUCCUGAUUUCUUCAAGUGUUCUCUUGCAUUUCUUCUUCUGCUCAAGUACCUGCUAUGCACCUCCUUUUUUUCAACUAGGGCCUCAAAUGUUCCCUAAAUCUGUUAUCCUUGCCUUUUAUUUUGACAGGAACAUACAAACUGUACUAUUAAAAUAUUACUUUUGAGGGCCUCCCACUUACUAAGAACAUCUUUGCUGGAAAACAACCUAUCCAAAUUCACACUUGCCAGAUCUUUUCUGAUACCAUCUAAGUUGGCCUUUCCAAUUUAGAAUCUCAACCUGCAGACCAGACCUAUCUUUUUGCAUAUUUACUUUAACACUAAUGGCAUUGUGAUCACUAGAUGCAAAACGUUUCCCUAUACAAACUUAUGUUACCUGCCCUGUCUCAUUCCUUGUAAUAGACAAAGUAUUGCACACACUCUCAUUGGGACUUCUAUGUACUGAUUAAGGAAACUUAGCUGAACACAUUUGACAAACUCUAUCCCAUCUGGUCCGUUUUAUAGUAUGGGAAUACCAGUCAAUAUGUGCAAAGUAUAAAAUCACCUAUUAUCACAAUGUUAUAUUUCUUGAUCCUCUAAAUCCUGUGGAAUGUUGUUUGGUCUAUAAUAUCUUAUUAUUGCAGUCAUGCCUUUCUUAUUCCUCAUUUCUACUCAUAAAGCCUCUAGAUGAACUCUCCAGUCUGCCCUGUCUGAGCACUGCUAUUUUUCUUGACUAGUAGUGCCAUCCCUCCCACUCUCUCAGGUUUAAAACAACAGAACCAUGAAACACAGCUGCCAGUCCUUCCCCUCCUGCAACCAAGUCUCAUUAAUGGCUACAAUGUCUUAAUUCCACAUGCUGAUCCAUGCCCUAAGCUUGUCAGCCUUUCCUACAAUACUCCUUGCAUUUAAAUAUAUGUGGCUCAGAAUAUUUGUUCCACCAUGCUCAACCUUUUGAUACCCGACUGUGUAUGUAGGCUUAACAACAUCUUUCUCCACAACCUCUUCACUAUCUGUUCUGGUGCUCUGUUUCCCUCAUCCCACCCCCCAAUCUCUAGUUUAAGUCCCCCUCCCUCCACUGUGCAGCAUUAGCAAACCUUCCUGCAAGGAUAUUAGCCCCCUCCAGUUCAGGUGCAAACCAUCCAUUCUGUACACGUCCCACCUUCCCAGGAAAAGAGCCCAAUGAUUCAAAAAGAAAACUGAAGCCCUCCUUCCUGCACCAACUCCUUAGCCACAUGUUAAACUGUAUGAUCUUCCUAUUUCUGGCCUCACUAGCACAAGGCAUGGAUAGCAAUCCUAAAAUCGCAAUCCUUUAACUUCGUACCUAACUCCCUGAACUCAGUUUGCAGCACCUUGUUACCCAUCCUACGCAUGUCAUUGGUACCGAUAUGGACCACAAUCUCUGGGUGCUCACCCUCCCACUUGCUGAGAAUGCUGAAGACUGGAUCCAAGAUGUUGCUGACCCGGGAGACGACAAACCAUCCAGGAAGUUCAUUCUUGUCCAUAGAACCGCCUUUCUAUUCCCCUAACAAACAAAUCUCCUAUCACUACUCCUAUCAUUUCUUCUCUCCCCACCCACUUCCCUUCUGAGCCAUUAGUGUGUUAUGCAAUUCAUUCUAUGCACAUUAGACCUCAAGCAUGGUUUGAAUUGAUUUGGAGUAAGACUGCUUUUGGAGGGAAGGUAGAUUAAUCUGAAUGCGGGUCGGUCUAGGCUAUUUACUGAAAUUUAAAACUGUCAGUGGCAGAGAUCUGAAAUAAAACAUGAAAUGUUGGAAACACUAUAGAAGUUGGCAAUGUCUUGUGAAAAGACAAGCAGAUUUUAACCCUGACUUUCCAAGGUUCAUUUUGGCCUUUCCUUAUCAGAAAUAUUCCCUUUGUCUUAUUUACCCUUUACCAUCCUCUCUGCAGAUGUAAACUAUUGUGUUUUUUCAUACCUUGCCAGUUCUGAUGAAGGGUCUUCAACAUGAAACGUUAGUUUCUUUUCUACAGAUGCUGACAGACCAGAUGACUUUUCCACUGUUUUCUGUUGAUUUCUUUGGUUAUGUACUGCAUUAGCUGAGCAAGUAUUGGAUGGCAGUUUGACUGGCUGUUUUACCAACUCAGUAUAUAAGAUUCUCAUAACUUCUAUUUUUCUCCUUGAUAACCAUGUAUUCCUUCUAGUCCUCUCUCUUGACUGGUACUGGAACAUCAUAGACUGCAGAAUAUGGUUUGGAAGUGCUUUAGCGAAGAACUGUCAGUCCUUUCCAUACUUGGACAUAUGGGCAAAUUAAAAUUAGAUCGAUGUUCAUAACUAGAUAAAUGAGGGUAAAACCUUUAAUUUUUAAGGUCUUUUCUGUUUUUGUAGAAAUAACCCAAUUGAAAUGUUUUCGCUCUGGUAUAAAAGAGUAGGAUGUGGUGGUUUAGUGAUUUGGGGAUUAGUGGUUUACAAUGAUAUCCAUACUGAACACUACCCUGGCAAGACAGCCUGGUAUGAUUCUACAUUGUGUGUUUAACUCAGUACAAAGUUUACCAAUUUAGUUUUGUAUUAUGCUAAUUGACAUCUGGAUUUAUUUUAAUAAAAUAAUUUAAUAAAUUGAUUCAAGUAUUUUAUGUUGCCUACAUUUCAAACCAGCCUCUACAUCUACAUGACAUCAAAGCAAACC
This is a messenger RNA of Hypanus sabinus (Atlantic stingray), 5950 nucleotides long. RefSeq names its product cytosolic thiouridylase subunit 1 homolog (S. pombe) (gene ctu1). The record is from RefSeq and is a predicted model, not a curated record. Gene Ontology annotation, cellular component: cytosolic tRNA wobble base thiouridylase complex; mitochondrion. The transcript has 3 exons. Gene Ontology annotation, biological process: tRNA wobble position uridine thiolation. Lineage: Eukaryota; Metazoa; Chordata; Chondrichthyes; Myliobatiformes; Dasyatidae. The coding region runs from base 112 to 1137 and encodes 341 amino acids. Gene Ontology annotation, molecular function: tRNA binding.